This is a messenger RNA of Populus nigra (black poplar), 1785 nucleotides long. RefSeq names its product beclin-1-like protein. Gene Ontology annotation, cellular component: phosphatidylinositol 3-kinase complex, class III, type I; phosphatidylinositol 3-kinase complex, class III, type II; phagophore assembly site. Gene Ontology annotation, biological process: cellular response to nitrogen starvation; autophagosome assembly; late endosome to vacuole transport. The coding region runs from base 77 to 1627 and encodes 516 amino acids. The transcript is spliced from 10 exons. The record is from RefSeq and is a predicted model, not a curated record. NCBI's taxonomy places the organism in Eukaryota, Viridiplantae, Streptophyta, Magnoliopsida, Malpighiales, Salicaceae.
GAAACUGCUAUGGUAUUGUUUAGUUUAGCUAGCAAAAACAAAACAGAAAAAGGAAAAGAAAGUAACCAAAUUACCAAUGAAGGAGGAGGAUCCUAUGAGCGAUAGGAAUCAGACCUUUCAAGCGGAUCCAAAUCUUCCUCGAUGGGUUUGCCAGAACUGCCGCAACCCUCUUUGCAUCGUCGGCGUCGAUUCCUUCGCCGACAAGUUCUUGAACGACUCUUCUUCUCGUUCCGGAAUGCAGGGCUGUUCUGUACAUGGGGCCAACAGCAUUUUAGGCUUAACACGUAUGGACAAUUCUUUUGUUGUGUUGCCAAAGCAAAAGCCCCAGGCACCAGGAGUCCCUCCACGUCCUCGUAGUGGAGCUGUUCAGCCUGAUACUGGCCAGUCUGGCAAGGCAAUGGAAGAAUCCUUUGUGGUCGUGUACAAGUCCGAGCCAUCAUCUGAUGGAGGUGGUUCGCAUUUGCCAUCAAUAGAAGGAGGGCCUAAUGGUCAGCUGCAUCCCAAUAAUGCUGGAUUCAACUCUACCAUAACUGUUCUCAAACGAGCAUUUGAGAUUGCCACAACCCAGACACAGGUUGAGCAACCUUUAUGCCUUGAAUGCAUGAGGGUGUUAUCCGAUAAGCUCAAUAAGGAGGUUGAAGAUGUAAACAGGGACAUUGAAGCUUAUGAAGCCUGCCUUCAGCGCUUGGAGGGGGAAGCUCGUGAUGUUCUUAGUGAGGCUGAUUUUCUUAAAGAGAAACUAAAGAUUGAGGAAGAAGAAAGAAAACUUGAAGCAGCAAUUCAAGAAACAGAGAAACAAUAUGCAGAAGUAAAUGCUGAGCUGAAGGAACUAGAAAUUAAAUCUGACCGCUUUAAAGACUUGGAGGAGCGGUAUUGGCAGGAGUUCAAUAAUUUUCAGUUUCAGUUAAUUUCUCAUCAGGAAGAGAGAGAUGCAAUUCUGGCAAAAAUUGAAGUUUCACAAGCUCAUUUGGAAUUGUUGAAGAAAACUAAUGUACUGAAUGAUGCCUUCCCCAUCCAUCAUGAUGGAGAGUUUGGUACAAUAAACAACUUUCGACUUGGAAGGCUUCCUAAAAUUGCGGUUGAAUGGGAUGAGAUAAAUGCUGCCUGGGGCCAAGCCUGCCUUCUCCUUCACACAAUGUGCCAAUACUUCAAGCCAAAGUUUCAAUAUAGAAUAAAAAUACUUCCUAUGGGGAGUUACCCCCGGAUUAUGGACAGCAGCAACAAUAUCUACGAGCUGUUUGGUCCAGUGAACUUGUUUUGGAGUACUCGCUAUGAUAAAGCAAUGACUUUGUUCCUAACAUGCCUCAAGGACUUUGCGGGGUUUGCAUAUUCAAAGGAUCAAGAAAACAACAUUCCACCUGAGAAACGCUUCAAACUUCCAUAUAAGAUUGAGAAUGACAAAGUGGAAAGCCACUCUAUUACACAGAGCUUCAAUAAACAGGAGAAUUGGACCAAAGCACUCAAGUACACGCUCUGCAAUUUGAAAUGGGCUCUCUAUUGGUUUAUUGGAAAUACAAACUUCCAGCCCCUUACUGCAAUGGUGUCUCCCCGAGUUGAAGUUGCAGCUGUAAAUUCUUUCUACACAAAGCGUGGUAAUGAUUCCAAGGCUGAAUCUAGACGUCCGUGAAACAUGCUGCAGAAUCGCAAAUCAUGCAACAUAAUAUAUCAACGUGUAAAUAGAAAUAGGUAUUCUGCUGUGCAAAUCCCAUUUUCAUUUCUAGUAUUGUAUAUGAUACCUGUUUCAAAUAUUCGUGAUGGAAAAUAGAUCUUGCUCUUUUUUCUUCA